UUUACUUUGCUGGCUGACUAACAGGCUUGAGGAGCUGGGUCUUAUUCACUGGAUAAUAACUCUUAAACAUCAGGAAGUCGAGAUUUUCCAUCUACGUCUCUUCAUUACACAGGGUGAAUCCUAAUCUGGAAGAAGAGGACAUCAAGAACAAUCUGAACGUCCUAGUGACUGGCUGGUCUGAUAACUUUCUUCUGAAAAAACAAAGCUCCAUCUUGCCAAGUGUUCGGACUCCAGCAGGCCUUCAACCAGCCUCAGUAUGGCAGGAGCCAACCCACUGAUUCCAGUGCAAAACACACUCCACAGUCUGCAGUCUGCUCCAUAUAUGCACUGCCUGGUUCAGCAGCGUCAACAAAUGCAUCAGCACGCUCCUCAGCAUGCCUUCGCUCCCAUGCUGCACCAGUCCUCCACCAUCCCACCAAACCUACCGACUAUAAUGGAAGCUCAGGACAGUAAAUCAUAUUUCCACCUUCCCCAAGGAACAACAAGGCUGUCUUUUACCCCAGUCACUGCCUUUCACAGAGCAACACAGAAGCCCUUCAGGACAAAGCGAGGGAGAUGGGGUGCUCUGCAUGUGUGCAUUGCAUGGAAGAUUUAUUACCACAAACAACUCGAGAAAAUGCAGCAAAAACCGAACAGUCACCAUCAAGAACCGACACCUGAGUAUCCGUCUGCCGUCAGUCUGCCAGACUCAGUACAACACCAGCAAUCAGAGCAGCCCUCCUGCAUGCAUCCAAAUCAAGACUCUCCGUGUGGACGGCCUGCACAUACAAACACCGGUGAAAGGAGUGAAACAGGAAAAACCUCUGACCUUUCCCCAUCUUCACCAGCGUCUUGCCACAGCCAUACGACCAAGAGGGAGAAACUGGAACAACCUCCGAACCUGCACUGGAGAGAGAGACUUGAUGAGGAGGAGAAACACAGGGACCACCACACUGACACCACACAGGGUUCGCCUCUCAGAGACAAAUCUUGGGAUGGAGCAGUGACUCCUGAACAUGACGGCAGACAUGGCGGCUCACUUGACAGGAAAAGGCAGCUUGAGUGUGACAGCUUCAUUAAAGUGAAGAGGGUGAAGCAGGAGAUUGUAGACGACCAGUUUGACCCUUCUAAGGCUUUGCACACUGAUCCAUCUCCAUUCAGUACAACUCAUACACGUCCGUCUUCAAGCACCAUACCAGUGCCACAUAUAAACAUAGGUCAUUUUUCUGUCUUGUAUCCUAACAGCAGUAGAUGUUAUGUUACCGGCACUCCUGGGGGACUUAUCUCUUAUCCAGAAGCUGAAAUGUAUCCCUACCCAACUGCUUCAUGGGAGCCAACGUGGGUCAUACACAAAAGAAAGGAUCUCCACUCUAGACAAAAUGACUAUUCACUGAAUACCUGCAAAGGGAUCAGGAUACCUCUUGUAGGACAGAGGCAAAAAGAAGCUUUUCCCGAUUUCUUUAUGCCACCUCUUUAUCAUCCUCUUUCUUCAAGGAAGCAGGAGACUGCUUACCUUACAGGGAGGGAGUUUCUACACUCAUGUCACGAAAACUGUCAUCUCCACCACUGCAGACAGCAACUCCCUCAUCCUGGCUUUCUGGCAACAUCCUACCUGGGACAAUGAGUCCCCUGAGUCGGUCUGACAAAGAAGUAGAGCAUCUAUUCCUAUAACAACAACAACAACAACAACAAUCACUCAUUUACAGUAUGCCUGCUCAGUUCAUUGGUCAUUCUGUUCUGUGCAUUAAUUCAGUGGGUCUCUGCAUUGUCCUAGAUAUAAAAAAACAGUGAAAGUGAGAAGCUUUUGAUUAAUGUCUCAAGUAUUAUUAACAAGGACAGCUUUAAUUAGGGAAUAAAGAUUCUUAAUAAAGCAUGGUGGUCUUGAAUUGAUUAUGAGAACAAUACAGUCAUUCUUACACUGUAAUCACUCCUUUGAUUAAAUAUAUUGAGAUACAUAUGCUUGCACAUUUUUUAGGUUAAGCUCAAAAAUGAUCAUGGACAAGCCUACAUAGAUUCAGUGGGAUAUUAAUUGGUCCAGUGGCAUCAAUGUUCAUGUUUACGGGGAAAGAAAACAUUUUAAAAAAUGUUACCAAGCUAAAUUCAGAGUCUACAGCCGUGCUAGUGGCUCUGUGAGGCUGCACUUUGGCACAAUGAUGCUUUGAGCUAAAUGUUAACAUCAACAUCCUAACAUUCUCACGAUGACAAUGCUAACAUGCUGACCUUUGGCAGGUUUAAGGUUUAUCAUGUUCAGAAUUUUAGUUUAGUGUGUUUGCUUGUUUACUUUUGCUUACUAGCAUUAAAUGCAAAAUACACCAGGUUUUGUAGGUAUGGAAUUUUUUGACUUGGUGAUGUCGCUAGAUGAAAAGGAAAUCCACCCUAUAGUUGAUGAGAUCUUUCAGUCUGGACCAAAGUGGUGGACGAACCA
Seriola dumerili (greater amberjack) is the source of this 2404-nucleotide messenger RNA. RefSeq lists its product as uncharacterized. Bases 257 to 1603 code for a protein of 448 amino acids. The transcript is spliced from 7 exons. NCBI's taxonomy places the organism in Eukaryota, Metazoa, Chordata, Actinopteri, Carangiformes, Carangidae. The record is from RefSeq and is a predicted model, not a curated record.